Messenger RNA from Trichosporon asahii var. asahii CBS 2479, 1425 nucleotides. RefSeq lists its product as uncharacterized. The record is from RefSeq and is a predicted model, not a curated record. NCBI's taxonomy places the organism in Eukaryota, Fungi, Basidiomycota, Tremellomycetes, Trichosporonales, Trichosporonaceae. Bases 1 to 1425 code for a protein of 474 amino acids. The transcript is spliced from 4 exons.
AUGAACGCUCCCGGCUCUUCGGCAACUGCGUCGGCUGCAUCGCUAGGUCAGUCCGCGACAGGUGCGGAGGAGGAGAGCUUGCGUCUCCUGCUCGGUCUGACUUCGCUUUCCGUCGACACCUUCACCAGCAUUGUGCACUCGCAGGCGGACACGUCGCUCAACUUUUUCGCUAGGCAUAUCCUCGGCGACGCGACUCGAGUCGCUCGUAUUCUGAAGGGUAACCCCAGCCCAGUUAACGAUCAGCUCGUGCAGACGAUUUCAGAUGAACUCGAAACCCCUCGCGCCAACGGCCUCGAUGACAUCCCCGACACCCUCCCUCUGCUGUGGCCAGUGGUUGCCGAAAAGGUGGGAAGUGUCAAAUCGUUCCUCUGCUCGACUCUCGGCCGAGAGACCACAGACGACGCAAUUCUAGCUCUGAUCUACGGCGAGCCGCUCACCACCCGCACAGCCCAGCUUGAUGCCAUCCGUGCGCAGCAAGGUUGGGCAAACGCUCCUGACGAAGAAAUCAGCGCUGCCUCGAGGCUCGCGCGCCUCGCCCUGUUAACAACUCUUGGUCUUUGUGACCAGACGCACGUUCAAUCAGAGGCUGGGCCGCUCGCAACUCUGGCCAACCUCAUCGACCAACCGAUCUGCGAGCGAAAGCACGUACUUGACAACGAGGCGCCAGGACCCCUGCGCAUGGUCCAUGUCUUCUUCUCCGCCCGUUUCCGCUGCACGGAUUGGGAACAGGGCAAGGGGCAGCCCCCCUUCAACUGCACAGCUCCUUGCGCCCACAACAGAGCAUUGCACGCUUGGUACAAACACGAUGUCGAUCUUGCUCAGAAGCUGUUCGCAGCCGAAUGCAAGAAGAGGGAUCUGACAGAGGAGGAAGGGUGGCGCGUAGUUCGUCUGUCAUACCUCCCCUGGCUUCGCAUCAACGAGCGCGUCGUCGACCCACGCCCCGUUGGCAAGUCUCCAGAAGUCAUCACAAUGGACUUCAUGCUUUCUCUGGUGGCUGCGCUCGGGCGCGCUGGAAGGGGGUUGGGUGAAGCUGAAGCCAUCUGGGAGGAGCUCGUCCAGGUUCUCGACGGAAGCUCGACAUUGACUGUGUUUCAAAUCGACGGAGAGGGCGAGACGGAAAAAACUUUAGAAGACAUCGGUACCAACAGCUGGGCCGAUGAGUUCUCGGACGAGCUUCAAAAGCUCAUCAAAGGCAAAGAAGCGAGCGGCGGUCUAUUAAACCCCGUUGAGGUUGAUGCCUUCUUUCCCCAUCAUUGCCUUAAGACUAUCAUUGACAGAGUCAAUGCUCAUAGCGAGCUUGAAUGUGUACAGUACACUGAGGUGGUUCACCCUACCACUCACUCGGGUUCCUCGAACUACCACUAUUUCAUUUCGUUCAUGACCCCCCCUUCCGCAUCCCGCAGCUCGCCCAGCUCCCAUUCCUAA